GAAGUUUGUUAUUUAUUUAAUUUUUGUUUAGAAGCGUGAUUUUUCGAAAACCAAACAAGCAAAAAUUUUAAUUGUAUUUUCUAUUAAAAAUUUCUGCUCUUCCAGUUUAUUACAAACAAAUGAUCAAAAUGAAAUGGUUACCGAAGCAUAACACUAUUCUUUAUUUGUGUGGCAAACGAUAUUUCUCAACAGUAAAAGUUACAAAUGAGUCUAUACGUAAGAUGAAAAACGAUAUGUUUUCUGAAGAGAAAACGAGGCAGCAAUCACUAAUCACUCGAAUAGAAAAGAUUGAAGUUAAAUACAGAGGUGUACCAUCGGACUGCACUCUCAUAAUGAAUAAAAAUAUGUCUACUCCAUACAACUGUGCAAUGCACAUGCAUGAAAUGCUUUGUCAAAGAUCAGUUCUUGCCGAAGUUAAUGGGCAGUUGUGGGAUAUGCAUCGACCCAUAACUGGAGAAUGUGAACUAAAAUUAUUAAAUUUUCAUACUGCACCCUCUGUUUUAAAUAAGGUAUUUUGGAGGAGUUGCAGCUUUCUCCUGGGCUUAGUUAUAGAAAGAGCCUUUAAAGAUGAGUAUUUUAUUGACCUCCACAGCUGGCCAAAACCAAAUGUAAAAAGUGGAAGUUACGUUUACGAUGUUGAUGUUGGCAUAUUAAAUUGGACUCCAACAGCAGAAGAACUGAAAACUUUAACAACUAUGCUUUGUAAAGUGGCAAACGAAGAUAAUAAUUUUGAAAUGUUAGAUGUAUCUGAAUCAUUGGCAAUGAAAAUGUUCCAGUAUAAUCGUUUUAAGAUGCAGCAAAUACCUCAGUUAGCUAAAGAAGGUAGUGUAAGAUUAUAUCGUGUGAAAGAUCAUGUUGACAUCAGCUAUGGCCCUAUGAUAGCAAAUACAAAGUUUGUGGGUACUACUCAAGUUACAGCUAUUCAUCGUUUAGAUACAGAAUCUGGAUAUAGAUUCCAAGCUGUAUCAAUACCUAAACAAUUAACCUUAAACAGUUUUGCUUUUAGUGUAUUAGUGGACAGAGCUAAGAAACUUAAUGAAACUGGUCUAGCAUCUGAUUCUGAUGAAAAAAGUAGUGCAACAGCAUAAAAAAAUAAAUCAUUUUAAAUAAUU
Argiope bruennichi is the source of this 1112-nucleotide messenger RNA. It is a transcript of the gene mRpL39, whose product is annotated as 39S ribosomal protein L39, mitochondrial-like. The record is from RefSeq and is a predicted model, not a curated record. Gene Ontology annotation, biological process: threonyl-tRNA aminoacylation. The coding region runs from base 120 to 1088 and encodes 322 amino acids. Gene Ontology annotation, cellular component: mitochondrion. Gene Ontology annotation, molecular function: nucleotide binding; threonine-tRNA ligase activity. The transcript has a single exon. NCBI's taxonomy places the organism in Eukaryota, Metazoa, Arthropoda, Arachnida, Araneae, Araneidae.